AUGCUGUUCAUCUUUGUUUCGCUCGGCAAAUGGAUAGAGUCCAAGGCCAAGGGCAACACGUCGACCGCUCUUUCCAAGCUUCUGUCCCUGACACCGUCCGUGUGCACUAUUCUCGAAAACCCCGACGACCUCAGCUCGCCCCAGAAAGAGAUAAGCACCGACCUGCUCCAGAAAAACGACGUGGUGGUGCUCCAUCCCGGCGGAAGAGUGCCUGCCGACGGCGUGUGCGUUUAUGGGUCUUCCGAGGUUGACGAGGCGCUCCUGACGGGCGAAAGCGUUCCUGUGGUCAAAAGAAUUGGCUCCAAGCUCUACGGCGGGUCCAUCAACGUCGCGUCGCCGCUGUACAUGCGUGUGGAGGUGAUUGGCGAAAAAACGCACCUGUCGCAGAUCGUCAAGCUUGUGCGAGACGCCCAGAUCGCCAAGGCGCCGGUCCAGAAGUUUGCCGACGUGAUCGCCAGCAAGUUUGUCAUCACCAUACUGGUUCUGUCGCUGUUCACGUUUGUUUUCUGGUGUCUCUACAUUUUCUGCCAGCCUGUCGACAAGGUGCCCAGGUUUUUCGUCGACGCAGACACAGGAAGCGUUGUUUUCUCAAGAAUCCUGCAAAUCGCCAUCUCUGUCGUCGUCGUGGCGUGUCCGUGUGCGCUCGGGCUCGCCGCGCCGACGGCCGUGAUGGUCGGAACCGGUGUGGGGGCCACCAAUGGAAUUUUGAUCAAGGGCGCGGACAUACUGGAAAAAGCAAGCGGAAUCAACUGUGUUGUCCUUGACAAGACGGGCACCAUCACGUCGGGCAAGAUGCGCGUGUCGAAUUACCAUUUUGUUGGCGACAUGGACGAGAAUCUCGUCUGGAACAUAGUACAUGCCAUAGAGUACGAUAGCGAGCACCCUGUGGGAAAAGCGUUGGUUUCCGGGGCCGCUGUUCGCGCUUCGCCGUUCCCCAUUGACGUUACCAAGGUGCACAACAUCGUGGGUCUGGGAUUGGAGGCCCAGAUAAGGCUGGACGGCGAGGACGUGGACGUUGCCAUAGGAAACGGCCAGCUGAUGAAGGAGAAGAAAAUCGCCAACUCGGCCGACUUCCUUGUCUGCUGCAAGCGUUUGAACAACCCGCACAUCUCCACGUUCUCGCACAUUCUCGUCAACGACAAGUACGUCGGCUACGUCGAGCUCGCCGACACGCUCAAGUCCGACGCUGCCAGUACCGUUUCUGCGCUCAUCGGCCGAGGAUUCACCGUUGCCAUGGUGACCGGAGACAACGUGCAGACUGCGCGCACCGUUGCACAGGCCGUGGGCGUCCCGCUGACGAACGUUUUCGCGCAGGCGCAGCCUGACGACAAGCUGCGCGUGGUGGACCAGAUGCAGAAACACGGCCUCAAGGUUGCGUUUGUUGGCGACGGCAUCAACGACGCGCCGGCGCUGAUCCAGGCCGACCUGGGCAUGGCCAUUGCCACGGGCACCGACAUAGCCAUCGAGGCCGCCGACGUGGUGCUGCUCUCUUCUGUGCAGCCGGACGACGACGACGACGGUAUCGCGUUGCAGGAGUACGGCCGCAAGGACGGCACCGCAGGCAUUCUUGCCGCGCUGGACAUCUCGCAGCGCACGUUCCGCAGCAUCAAGGUGAACUUUUUCCUCGCCGUGGUGUACAACCUGAUCAUGCUGCCAAUUGCGAUGGGCUUUUUAAUCAUUCCAUGCGGGCUCACGAUGAACCCGAUGAUCGCGUCGGCGGCGAUGGCGUGCUCGUCUGUGAGCGUGGUGUUCAACUCGCUACGUCUCAAGAGCUGGAAGAUGCCGGUUCUGGACAACUCGCGUGUUCCAGAGGAGCGUGUUGACUGGGCCGACGACCAGGUUCUUUCGUCGAUGGACGUUGCAAAAAUGGACGUCGUCGACAACACGCGGGCCCGCUGGCACACCCGGCUGCUCAGCCGCCUCAAAUCCCCGUACGAGAGACUCCAUUAA
Ogataea angusta is the source of this 1950-nucleotide messenger RNA. RefSeq lists its product as uncharacterized. Gene Ontology annotation, biological process: copper ion homeostasis; monoatomic cation transport. Gene Ontology annotation, molecular function: ATP hydrolysis activity; P-type divalent copper transporter activity; ATP binding. Gene Ontology annotation, cellular component: membrane. The record is from RefSeq and is a predicted model, not a curated record. Bases 1 to 1950 code for a protein of 649 amino acids. The transcript has a single exon. NCBI's taxonomy places the organism in Eukaryota, Fungi, Ascomycota, Pichiomycetes, Pichiales, Pichiaceae.